UUUAAGCAAAUGCGGAACUUCUGAAGCAAGCUGACCUGGGGGGAGAAACGGAGGAAAAACUUAGUCAAGAUGGCAAAGCCCACAGACCCGAAGUGAAGGGGUACCCGUCCCCCCGAAAGAUUACGGCUGUCAUCCGUCUUGAGUCAAAGGCAACGAUGCAAACAGCACAACUAGCUUUCUACGGGCCCUAAAAGGAUUCCUUUAAUAAUAUGCCAGUGGCGCUGAUGUGACAUAUUGCAAGUUGGAAAGCUGACUCAUCAAAUAGAAAUUCCUCCGUGGGUGAGUAAUUAGCCGAGGGCACUGUAUAUAGGGCCACAGCAACAGGAGCACCUGGAUCCUCUCACUGGAGAUCUGAUCCCCUCAUGAAAGAAUAUCCUGUGGAUCACCACGUUGGCACCAACAAGAGUGCUGUCUUGCUGUUGUGAGACCUAAGAAUGGCCACAAGCAGCUUUAGCCUAAUCCACCAUUUGCGUUGACUCAAAGAUCCCAAAAACCUUAAUCAGGUUUACCGAGAACAUCACUGGAAAGUUCAGGGAAGAUCUUAGUGAUUUUCCCUCAAUGACCUACCACCCCUCCAAAAUCAGUUUCGGAACCCCAGCAGCACUACUGUAAUCCCACCCAGGCCUGCUAUCCCUCACCUAGACCAUGUUUCGUGAUCAGGUGGGCGUACUAGCCAGAUGGUUCAAAGGUUGGAAUGAGUGUGAGCAGACAGUGGCUCUGCUGUCAUUGCUGAAGAGGGUGAGCCGGACGCAGGCUCGUUUCCUGCAGCUUUGUCUGGAGCACUCCCUUGCAGAAUGCACAGAAGUACAGGUUUUGGAGGCAGAUGCCAACAAUCCAGAUGUUAUCAGCCAAUGGCAAGGUGAGCCAAAAGAACAUGUCAUCUCACUUGUCCUCACCCAUUUACCACUGCUCAAACCAAGCAAUGCAGAAGCCAAGAGCCAGUACAUGUGUCUACUACCACGCAUUCUUGCGCACACUAUUGAACAUGGCCGUCAUCUGGAAGAGUCUCGGCAACUCUUAUCCUAUGCCCUCAUCCACCCUGCCACUUCUCUUGAAGACCGUGCGGCAUUGGCCCUGUGGCUCAACCACCUGGAGGAGAGGGCUGCUACCACUGGGGACGCUCUUGAAAGGCCAUCGCCUGCUGGCCUGCAUCUCCACCAGUCCACUUUACCAUCUACCCUGACCUCAUCAGGAUCCUCCACUAACAGUUCUUCUGGUAACCUGUACACUUUGGAUCACCACCACCGCAACAGAGUUUCAGGGCUAGGUGGAGGAUGGCAGCAGCAUGGCUGUGAGAAUGGACACCUGCCUCUCUACACUUCAUCCUCUGUAACAGCAACAAUCAACACAUUAGGAACUGGUGGAGGUUGUAAUACCAUUGUAACGAGUGGAGGUAGCAACCAGCCGGACAGUCCACUGAAGCGCUCAGUGUCUCUAACUCCACCAAUGAGUGGCCCAAGCAAUCAUCCAAUGGGUCCUGUCUGGCUGUCCCAGGAAGAUGUAUGUAGUAGUAGAGGGACAGCCCCUGAUCACGCACCCCUCUCUCCUCAAAGCAGCAUUGCUUCGUCAGGCAGUGGAGUAAGUGAACAUCUGGAAGAGGCCAGUUUAGGAGGAGGUUUAAGUCUAUAUCGCAGUUCCUUCCAUGAGGAGGGCAGUGGCAUGCGGGAUGUUCCUGCGUGGCUGAAGAGUCUCCGUCUCCAUAAGUAUGCAGCACUAUUUUCCACCAUGAUAUAUGAUGAAAUGAUGUCACUUACUGAAGAACAACUUGAGGUGCAGAAAGUCACCAAAGGAGCAAGACACAAGAUUGUUAUUAGCAUUCAAAAGCUAAAAGAGAGACAAAACAUGCUGCGCAGCCUAGAAAAGGAUGUACAGGUAUUAGAGGGCAGUAAUCUCCGUAUACCAUUGCAAGAACUUCAUCAGAUGAUAAUGACUCCAAUCAAGCCUUUCAGUGGUGGCAAAGAGCCUUCGUUACAGCACACUCCCCUGAAACCAAAUUCCAAAGGUCCUGCGCCUGACUCCCACCGCAAUGGAGUUGGAGAGACUGAGGCAAACUCAAGUGUCAUUGCAGAGGGGGAUCUACCGAGCCAAUUUACCCGUGUUAUGGGCAAAGUUUGCACUCAGCUACUGGUGUCAAGGUCGGAUGAGGACAACAUCAGCUCCUACCUACAACUUAUUGACAAGUGUCUUAUACAUGAGUCUUUUAGUGAGAGUCAGAAGAAGAGACUGUUGACAUGGAAACAACAGGUCCAGAGGCUGUUCAGAUCCAUUCCGAGAAAAACACUCCUUGACUUUGCAAGUUACCGACCACAAAGAAGCAAUUGUGGAUUGGGUCAGUCCAACUCUCUUCCCACCACAAGCUGUGUUGGGAGCAAUGUUAUGGCACGUAGAAGUCUUCAACAAUUCCAGAUGCCCUCUAGGAGCUUGCCCGGUGCAAGACUGGGACUGCUUGGCAGUAGUGGACUCCUGGGACCCACACCUUGUAGUAGCAGCAGUAGCAAUAACAGCAGCACACCAGCACGCCUCAAACAGGGGAGACAGGGUCUGUGGUUUGCCAAUCCUGGGGGCAGCAACAGCAUGCCAAGCCAAACCCACAGCUCUGUGCAACGUACCCGCUCCCUGCCGGUUCACACAACACCACAAACUAUGGUCAUGAUCCAACAAGCUGAUCUUCAAUUGCGAGUUAUGGAGCCAGACAUCAACAAUCGCCUUGAAUCCUUAUGUCUGAGUAUGACAGAGCACGCAUUGGGAGAUGGUGCUGAGCGAACAUCAACAAUAUGAAAUGAGAACUUGGGUGAGAGCAGUGGAACCAUGUCGUGGGUAACUUCAUGGGGCCCUGUCACAACACUACCACCCUGUGCUCGUCAGACCUCCAGUGCCCUCUUCCAGUACCCAAAUGUGUAGAGCUCAACUAAGGGACUGGGAGGCAUCCAAGAAACACAAAUCAAUACAUUGGCUGCUUCGAUGGGUUUGGAAAGCACAUUUCCUGUUGUGACCAUCAACAUCUCAGUCAUGAGGGCACGGGGCAAGAGAAAGGUAUCAAACGUAGGCGAGCCAGCUUGUGAACAGCACCCCAAUAGGAGAUCAGGUUAAAAACAGUACACUGUGAGCAGAGGCAAAGAUGCUGGGCUGAGAAGGGGGCCCACUGAAGACCUCUACAGCCCCAGUCCCUCUUUUUAUGGUCCUCAACUAUCAACCUUUAGAGAAUGUAGCAUUUUUUUAAUAUCUGUAUCAGUACCUCAGACCCCCAGAAUCAGACAAGCAGAUGGAUGACAAUCAUUUGAGUGUGUUCAGCACCAAACAAAAGUUAGUGUUAUGUCUCUGUUGUUUACAAAAUGAUGCUACAUCCAAAGGGUGCAGAAACAUUUUUAUCUAUUAUUUGUUCUGCCAUUGACUUGGAAAAAGUGCCAAUUAAGAUAGAGAAAUAAUGAAAAAAGAGGGAUAUCAGAUGUGAAAAGAGGAGAAGGUGAUGUUGAGGAAAGGUACAGAAGGUUGAAGGGACUGAAUUGAGCUGGCACUCUGAAGAGGGAUACUUUAAAAUUACAGUUGUGAGGGUCUGCUGGGAAUGGCCGGCAGAUUCCCCUGUCAGAAGGAAUUUCAACUCCCACCUCCGAAAGAACUUUGCUCACGUCUCGGAGGAGGCCAGAGACAUUGAAUCCGAGUGGACGAUGUUCUGCCCCUCCAUUGCUGAGGCAGCCAACCAGACCUGAGGCCUUAAGGUGGCCGGUGCCUGUUGUGGAGGCAACCAAUGAACACGUUGGUGGACACCAACAGUGAGGACUGCUGUCAAGCUGAAAAAUUAGUCCUAUUGGGCAUUUCUGGCCUGUGGGACUCCCGAGGCAGCUGAUAGGUAUCGGCUGGCCAAGCGGAAUGUGGCUUCGUUGGUCGCUGAGGCAAAAACCACCCGGAUGACCAGAGAUAGGAGAGACCGCCUCAGAGACCCCAGACUCUGCUUCUGGGAGGAGUUCGGUGAGGCCAUAGAGAAUGACUUCAGAAUAGCUUCGAGGAAAUUCUGGUCCACCGUCCAGCGUCUCAGGAGGGGGAAGCAGUGCACCGUCAACACCGUAUAGUGGGGAUGGGGCACUGCUGACCUCAACUCGGGAUGUUGUGGGUCGGUGGGGAGAAUGCUUCGAAGACCUCUUCAAUUCCACCAAUAUGCCUUUUCAUGAGUACGUCCCAUGGACAUCGGGGACAGUGCCUCUGGAUUAGCAGACUCAGGUGGUGGUCCCCCUUUUCAAGAAGGGUGACGGAGGGUCUGUUCCAACUAUAGAGUAAUCACACUCCUCAGCCUCCCUGGUAAGGUCUACUCAGGGGUACUGGAAAGGACAGUCCGUCAGGAAGUUGAGCCUCGGAUUCAAGAGGAGCAAUGUGGUUUGCGUCCUGGCAGUGGAACAGUGGACCAGCUUUACACCCUCGCCAGGGUCCUCGAGGGUGCAUGUGAGUUCGUCCAACCAGUCUACAUGUGUUUUGUGGACUUGGAGAAGGCAUUCGACCGUGUCCCUUGGGGAGUCUUGUGGGGCUUUCUUCGGGAGUAUGGGGUACAGAAUCCCCUGAUAUGAGCUGUUCGGUCCCUGUACUACCGCUGUCAAAGUAUGGGCCGCAUUGCCGGCAAUAAGUCGGACUCGUUUCCAGUGAGAAUUGGACUUUGCCAAGGCUGCCCUUUGUAACCAAUUUUGUUCAUAACGUUUAUGGUCAAAAUUUCUAGGCACAGCCGAGGCGGAGAGGGUCUCCGCUUUGGUGGCCUCAGCAUCCCAUCUCUGCUCUUUGCAGAUGAUGUGGUUCUGUUGGCUUCAUCAAGCCAUGAUUUCCAGCCCUCACUGGAGCGAUUUGCAGCAGAGUGUGAAGCGGCUGGGAUGAGAAUCAGCACCUCCAAAUCCGAGACUAUGAUCCUCAGUCAGAAAAUGAUGGCAUGCCGUCUCCAGGUCGGGGAUGUGAUCCUUCCCCAAGUGGAGGAGUUCCAGUAUCUUGGGGUCUUGUUCACAAGUGAGGGAAGAAUGGAGUUGGAGAUCGACAGACGACUCGGUGCAGCGUCUGCAGUUAUGCGGACUUUGUAUCGGUCCGUUGUGGUAAAGAGGGCGCUAAAUUGAAAGGCGAAGCCCUCAAUUUACCAGUCAAUCUACGUUCCUACCCUCACCUAUGGGCAUGUGACUGAAAGAACAAGAUCCCGAAUACAAGCGGCUGAAAUGAGUUUCCUCCGCAGGGUGUCUGGGCUCUCCCUUAGAGAUAGGGUGAGAAGCUCGGUUAUCUGGGAGGGGCUCAGUGUCGAGCGGCUACUUCUCGGCAUUGAGUGGAGCCAGAUGAGGUGGCUUUGGCAUCUGAUUCAGAUGCCUCCUGGACGCCUCCCUGGUGAGGUGUUCCGGGCAUGUCCCACCGGAAAAGAGACUCCGAGGAUGACUCAGGACACGCUGGAGAGACUAUGUCUCUCGGCUGGCUUGGGAACGCCUCGGGAUCCCUCCGGAAGAGCUGGAAGAAGUGGCUUCGGAAAGGGAAGUCUGGGUAUCCCUGCUGAAGCUACUUUCCCCACGACCCGACCUGGAAAAAUGGUAGAUAUUGGAUGGAUGGAUGGAUGGAUGGAUGCAUGGAGCUAAAUACAUACACCGUGAUUACCAGUGGGAUUUAUAUAUAUGUAUAUCGUCUUUCUGAUAGAUAGACGGACGGAUAGAUAGAUGUUAAACCUUGAUUAAACGGGGUGGUUUAAGAUGCAUGUUGCAACUGAAUACCUUCCUUGGAGGAAAUGGGAAAGGACAUCACACUAAAUCAGUCCAUAAAGGGUUGGUGGCCAGAGACUGUAUGACUGGAGAUUGUGUAACCUAUUUUCUAAAAGAAGCGGAACGUGUGGCGGUACAAGGUCACCUGACUGCUCUGAAGAGGUCACAAAUCAUUGAUGCUGAACUUUUAGCUGGCAAUUCUCUGGGUUGAAAUCAACAGGUUAGUGAGAGUUCUCAGUGGCAAAAGGCAUACAGGUCAAAAUUGCAGUUUCUGUAACUUUUAUUUUUUUAUUUUUUUAGACAAGAGCAGAUUAUUGGCCCACUGCCCAACCCCAUUACCUAGUGUAUUCUUAGGUGGUCUCCCAUCCAAGUACUAACCAGGACUGAUUUUGCUUAGCUUCCAAGAUCAGGCACUCCCAGGGUACAGCACAGGGGAAACUAACAGCUCCUGAACUUUAAUCAUUUGUUUGAAUUGCUCAACUUAAUUUACAACUAAAUCUGAAUAACAUAAUAUGAAUUUGGGAGCACGGUGGCCGACUAGAUAGCACAUUCCUCUCACAGUUCUGAGGAGCCAGGUACAGAGCGGCCUGCCUGAGAUUGCAUGUUGACCCUGCAAUUUGGUGUGUAAUCCGGUUUCAUUCCACAUCUCAAAAACAUACAUGGUAGGUUAAUUGAAGACUCUAAAUGUUAUGUGUGAAUAUGAGUGUGAAUGGUUGUUUGAUUACAUGUUUCCUUCGAGUGGCUGGUGACGAGCUCGGAGUGUACUUCACCUCUCACUCAGUCGUUGGGACAAGCUCCAGUGUGCCUGCGACCUCAGUGAGGAUAAGCGUUAUGGAAAAUUUAAUCAGAUUUAUUAGUUUGGAACUGCAGUCCAAUAAACGUGAAAGUCAAUAUAAGAUUUUAUCAGUGAAAAUUAAAAUUAUUUAUUUUUACAUUCUGUGUUGUCUUUUCAGAUUCAGUCCAACAAAUUCACUUUGAAAUUACCUGUGACAGACAUCAGUCACUUUAGGAAUUGCCACUAAUCAAAGAUACUCAGUUCUUCUCUUUUGCCGAUCAGCGCUUUCACUUUGAACAUGGCACAGGGCCUAUCUAGAGAGUCAAAUCUUCUAAUCAACUACAGUAUUUUAACCUUAAUAGCACUUUUCCUUAACCGGUGUGGAAUGUGUCCUUUCGAACAUAGUAAGGACAGUGUUUUAUAGGAACUUAUCACAGCAAUGUAACUUUGUCAUCUCCUCUGCUCCAAUAACCACUAGUCCACUAGUUCACUAGCCAUAGGGAGGAUGUCCCACUCAGCAACAGUCUGGACAAUGAACUUAAAGCAGAUGAUGAUGGUCGUCUAUGCAUUUAACUGCAUACACUAUAGCAGGGGUCGGGGAGCCUUUUCGACUGAGAGAGCUAUGAAGGCCAAAUAUUUUAAAAUGUAGUUUAAAAAGAGCCAUACAGUAUUUUAAAAAUUAAGUACAGUCUUUUUACGCAUUUAUUUAGGACCAACACUUUGAGUACAAUCUUCUUCUUUUCCUUUCGGCUUGUCACCACAGCAUGUCAUCUUUUUCCAUCUAAGCCUAUCUCAUGCAUCUUCCUUUCUAACACCCUGCUUGUCAUGUCACCUCAACACCUCAUGUCCUCCCUCACAACAGCCAUCAACCUUUUCUUUGGUCUUCCUCUCACUCUUUUGCCUGGCAGCUCCACCCUCAGCACCCUUCUGCCAAUAUACUCACUCUCUCGCCUCUGAACAUGUCCAAACCAUCAAUAG
Molecule: messenger RNA, 7458 nt
Organism: Syngnathoides biaculeatus (alligator pipefish)
Lineage: Eukaryota; Metazoa; Chordata; Actinopteri; Syngnathiformes; Syngnathidae
Gene: samd4a
Product: sterile alpha motif domain containing 4A
Exons: 13
Coding region: 646-2778 (710 amino acids)
Biological process (GO): negative regulation of translation; regulation of mRNA stability; nuclear-transcribed mRNA poly(A) tail shortening
Cellular component (GO): P-body
Molecular function (GO): protein binding; mRNA binding; translation repressor activity
Source: RefSeq, a predicted model, not a curated record